Lampris incognitus (smalleye Pacific opah) is the source of this 1856-nucleotide messenger RNA. RefSeq names its product secretion associated, Ras related GTPase 1Ab (gene sar1ab). The transcript is spliced from 7 exons. Gene Ontology annotation, molecular function: GTPase activity; GTP binding. Gene Ontology annotation, cellular component: COPII vesicle coat; endoplasmic reticulum exit site. The record is from RefSeq and is a predicted model, not a curated record. Gene Ontology annotation, biological process: vesicle organization; membrane organization; intracellular protein transport. Lineage: Eukaryota; Metazoa; Chordata; Actinopteri; Lampriformes; Lampridae. Bases 145 to 741 code for a protein of 198 amino acids.
CCCAAACCCGCGGCUACACGCUCCGAAAAAAAACACAGUUACGCAGUUCCGGUGAACUGUCAAAUUUAUGCCUGUCAAUCGACGGGAAAGGAUAGGACCCAAAAAAGCAGAGGAACGGGAGUUGAGAGAAGGCAACCAAGAGACAUGUCUUUUAUCUUCGACUGGCUCUACAGAGGAUUCAGCAGCGUCCUACAACUAUUAGGGUUGUAUAAGAAGACAGGGAAGCUGGUGUUCCUUGGGUUAGACAAUGCUGGAAAAACGACAUUGUUGCACAUGCUCAGAGAUGACAGACUAGGACAGCACGUGCCCACACUACAUCCAACAUCCGAGGAGUUGACUAUUGCCGGAAUGACAUUUACAACAUUUGAUCUUGGUGGCCAUACACAAGCACGGCGAAUCUGGAAGAACUACCUCCCAGCCAUUAACGGUAUCGUCUACAUGGUGGAUUGUGCUGAUCUUGAGCGACUAGCAGAGGCUAAAAUUGAACUUGAUGCCUUGUUAACAGAUGAAACCAUCUCCAACGUCCCGGUCCUUAUCCUGGGAAAUAAGAUAGAUCGUCCAGAGGCCAUCAGUGAAGAUGCACUCAGGGGAAUGUUUGGUCUUUAUGGCCACACAACUGGAAAGGGCAACGUGUCACUUAAGGAGCUGAAUCUGAGGCCAAUGGAAGUUUUUAUGUGCAGUGUGCUGAAGAGACAAGGUUAUGGGGAUGGUUUCCGUUGGUUGUCCCAAUAUAUUGACUGAAUUACAUCUUAUCCUGUGCCAUUUUGUCUAUGUUAACAUCACUACCUGCUGGAAAGACAUUUUCAUAAUUAUAUUUAUUAAACUUUGGACGCUCGCCUUUUCGACUUUGAUCACCCCAGUAAGACACAUCAUUCAAACAACAUUAUUGUUAUAAUAUGUCCUGUUUUAGGUCUAUUAAAUCUUGAGUAUUCAAAAAAAUCUGUAAAACAGGUCAACAUUAGGCUGGAGAUUAUGAUCAUCGGUGUGUGCAGUUGAAAUGAGCGUUAGUAAAUACUUAUUUGCUAUGAUGGGAUUAUCUACCUUACUUGAAACUUGCUGGGAAAUCUCCAGUUCGUAACGGAGCAACAAGCUUGCUCCAUAUAGGACAUGUCAGUCACUGGCCUAGGUUUAUUUUUAGUAGCUGGUGUUGGCUUUCAGCUAGGCCCAUUUGACUAACUUUUUGUUACUGGAGUCACCCGUUCUCUAUUGGGCCAAAGCAAAAAACAUGCAGCUUUGCUAACAGGUCUGGAACCUGAUUGACCAUCAGUCUUGAAAAAGUGUACUUGACCUUCAGAAAGUUGUUCAAUGUUUAAGUGCUGUAUGAUCAAUACCUCACAACAACAAAAAAUAUUUCAAAGUACAGGAGGGCAGCCCUCCCGAGAUAUUAAUGGAUUUAAAAAUUCUCGCUUUUUAAAUCAAUGAAAAGUUUACCACUACAAGCUGAUCGCCAGACUGUUAGUGCAGUCCCUGCAUUUUUGGCAUUGAUUUUGAUUGUUUGAUAAUGCUAAAGAAACGUGUUUUAAAAUUGCGGAAUGUGCUAACACCAUGCCAGGUGAUGUAAACAAAUCAGAUUUGUCUACAUUGAGAAUCUACCUUUCAUUGGUGUGUUGUGAAAUGACUUGAGUACUUGGUGACUAUUGUCUGCCCACCACGUUCAGAAAUAUGAGAGUACUCGAGUGAGACUGGAAAACAAGUCCAAGUUGUGCAUGAAAACACAAGUGCAAUAUAAUUUGUAAAUGAGGUCUUAUUUCAUUUGUAUGAUAAAAUAAAACGUCGAUUGCCUUAUUCACAGCUCGCAAAUGAUUGAGGUGGUGAGUGGAGUUUGAGUACAAUAAAUAUUUUGACAAUUCUGUAAA